CAGGCACGCGGGUUUCCCCUCUCUGUGCAUUGAUUGUUGUGGCUCCUUGUCAUCCGGAGAAAGUUGGCCUCACAGUCAGUUCAUUUCAUCUAUCUGUAAUAUAAGAACCAGAAGUAUGGCGGAGUCUCAUGAGGACAAGCUGUACAAGGCGGAAUAUGCUAAAAGCGGCCGCGCAUCGUGCAAGAAAUGCAAAGAUAACAUCGCCAAAGACUCGCUGAGGAUGGCCAUCAUGGUGCAGUCGCCCAUGUUUGACGGGAAGGUCCCCCACUGGCACCACUUCUCUUGCUUCUGGCAGCGAGCAGCAGCUCAGUCCACGGCUGACAUCGCCGGGUAUUCUGACCUCCGCUGGGAGGACCAGGAGAAGGUCAAAAAGGCCAUUGAAAGUGGAGGAGCAACAGGAGGAAAAGGAGACCAGAAGAGUGGAGCUAAAGGAGAGAAGACACUGAAUGACUUUGCGGUUGAAUACGCCAAAUCGAACCGCAGCACAUGCAAAGGCUGUGAUCAGAAAAUAGAAAAGGAUCAGAUCCGUGUUUCCAAAAAAACCGUGGAUGCAGAGAAGCCCCAGCUGGGUCUGAUCGACCGCUGGUACCACACUGCGUGCUUCGUGAGCCGUCGGGAGGAGCUGGUCUUCAGGCCUGAAUACAGCGCUGCCCAGCUGAAGGGCUUCAACGCACUACGGGCAGAAGACAAGGAGGAGCUGAAGAAGAGGCUCCCUACUGUCAAAAAUGAAGGGAAGCGCAAAGCCGAUGAGGUGGAUGGAGCGUCAAAGAAACAGAAGAAGGAGGAAGAGGAUGAAAAGAAGAAGCUGGAGGAGCAGUUAAAGAACCAAAGCCAGCUGAUUUGGGGAAUCAAGGACAAGCUGAAGAAGUUUUGUUCAACCAAUGAUAUGAAGGAGCUGCUGAUUGCAAAUAGCCAGGAGGUUCCCUCUGGAGAGUCCAAUGUUGUGGACUGCCUGGCGGACGGCAUGGCGUUUGGUGCUCUCGAGGCCUGCAAGGAGUGCAAGGGCCAGCUGGUGUUCAAGGGCGACGCUUAUUACUGCACAGGGGACAUCUCAGCCUGGACGAAGUGUGUGUUUAAAACCGCAACACCCAUCCGCAAAGACUGGAUCAUCCCCAAAGAAUUCCAUGAAGUUCCCUUCCUGAAAAAAUUCAAGUUCAAGCGACAGGACAGGGUUUACCCAAAGGAGGCUCCCACCAAAAUUGUCACCACAGCCAAAGCAGAGCCCUUGGCGAGUGCGUCCCGUGCCCCGACUGAGAGACUGCCAGAGGGAGCACCUGCAGACAAACCUCUUACUGGUAUGAAACUUUUGGCUGUGGGCAAGCUGACGAAGAACAAGGAUGAUCUAAAGGCCGCUGUGGAGGAGCUCGGUGGAAAGAUCACCGGCACAGCAAGCAAGGCAAAUCUCUGCCUCAGCACCAAGAAGGAGGUGGAGAAGAUGAGUAAGAAAAUGGAGGAAGCGAGGGACGCCGGGGUGCGCGUGGUCUCUGAGGACUUUCUCACAGACAUCAAGUCGUCGGGUAAAGCCCUCCAGGAACUGGUCUCCCUGCACGCCCUCUCACCCUGGGGUGCAGAGGUCAAAGUGGAGGCGCAGGCUCCGUCUGUGGCCUCCAAGUCUGGAGCGCUGGCUACCAAGAGCACAGGCAGGGUGAAGGAGGAGGAAGGUGGAAGCAAAUCCAAGAAAAUGAAGCUCACAGUCAAAGGAGGAGCUGCGGUGGAUCCAGAUUCAGGUCUGGAGAACAGCGCUCAUGUCCUGGAGCAGAGCGGGAAGAUGUACAGCGCUACGCUGGGUCUUGUGGACAUUGUCAGAGGAACAAACUCCUACUAUAAACUGCAGCUACUGGAGGAUGAUGUACAGAAACGAUACUGGGUGUUCAGGUCAUGGGGCAGAGUGGGAACCACCAUCGGAGGCAACAAGCUGGACAAGUUUCAUGAUAAAAAUUCAGCCAUGGACAACUUUCUGGGAGUCUACAAAGAGAAGACGGGCAACGACUGGGGCUCCUCCAACUUCACCAAAUAUCCCAAUAAGUUCUACCCCCUGGAGAUCGACUAUGGACAGGAUGAGGAAGCAGUGAAGAGGCUGACAGCCACCGCAGGGACCAAGUCCAAGCUGGCCAAACCCGUCCAGGAGCUGAUCAAGAUGAUCUUUGAUGUAGAGAGCAUGAAGAAGGCCAUGGUGGAGUUUGAGAUUGACCUCCAGAAGAUGCCCCUCGGAAAGCUGAGUAAGAGGCAGAUCCAGAGUGCCUACGCUCUCCUCACUGAAGUACAGCAGGCUGUGUCAGAUUCUCUGUCUGAGGCCCACAUCCUGGAUCUCUCCAAUCGUUUCUACACGUUGAUACCACAUGACUUUGGUAUGAAAAAACCCCCGCUGCUCAACAACCUGGACUACAUUCAAGCUAAAGUUCAGAUGUUGGACAACCUGUUGGAUAUUGAGGUGGCGUACAGCCUGCUGAGAGGAGGAGCCCAGGACAAUGAGAGCGAUCCCAUCGACAUCAACUAUGAGAAACUCAAAACCAAGAUUGAGGUUGUUGACAAGACGACAGAUGAGGCUAAUAUUAUUAUGCAAUAUGUUAAGAACACACACGCUGCUACACACAAUACUUACACUCUGGAAGUGCAAGAGAUCUUCAAAAUUGUUCGAGAGGGAGAGCGCCAACGGUACCGUCCCUUCGAGGAGCUGCACAAUCGCCAGCUACUGUGGCACGGUUCUCGCACCACCAACUACGCUGGUAUCAUGUCUCAGGGUCUUCGCAUUGCGCCUCCAGAGGCCCCAGUGACUGGUUACAUGUUCGGCAAAGGUGUGUACUUUGCUGACAUGGUGUCCAAGAGUGCAAACUACUGUCACACCUCCCAGUCAGACCCCGUCGGCCUCCUGCUGCUGGCUGAAGUUGCCCUCGGCAACAUGCAUGAGUUGAAGAAGGCAUCUCACAUUACAAAAUUACCCAAGGGCAAGCACAGUGUUAAAGGUUUGGGUAGAACUGCUCCCGAUCCAGGUGCAUCUGUCACCUUAGACGGAGUGCAAGUGCCUCUGGGAAAAGGAGUCCACACUAACAUUGAUGACACAAGUCUCCUGUACAACGAGUACAUUGUGUAUGAUGUGGCGCAGGUUAACCUGAAGUACCUCCUGAAGACCAAGUUUAACUACCAGACGUCCCUGUGGUGAGACGGUUCGUGUUCGAAUCCUUUUCAGUCAAAACAAAGACCACUGUUGCCUCCAAAGGCCUCGGCUUCAAUCUCAGCAACAGAAGAUGUUUGGCAGAGGAGUGAUGCUGCACCACGCUUGACAGUGGACUUGGAAAUCUCUAGUCACUUUAUUGCUUUUUCAUCAGGUUUACUAACUGACAGCCUUCCUUAGUAACUCAUUCCUAAGUACAUAAAUGCUUCAGAGUAGAGACAGACAGAAAUCACAGCUCAAAAUAAGUGAUUGACACACGGUUCAUUCUCCAUAGAAAGAUUUUGGUUUAGAAAUGAAUAUCAAAAAGUAUUCAUAGAUUUCUUUCUCAUGUGGUUAUCUUGGAUUUGAGACAGAUCUAUUUCUUCAUUCUUUAAUGAACCUGUCGUUAAUGAGGCCUAGCACUGCAAGUUUAGAAGGUUUUCGAGUUGUGAGCAACCAGUCUGCAGACAUACACAAACCAGUAGCCACUAAGAGGAACAUUCUCUAGACUGUCGGGUUCCCAAAUACUGUACAAGGUUUGACAUGUAUAUAUUUGUUCUGUUGUUUGUCUCUCAAGACGUCUUCCUUGAUGAAAAUUAAAAAAAAAAAAAAAAAAAUGUGGUUAGUGUUAACGCAAAGUAUUCUGUAAAAGAAAGCCCGCCAUGUUGUGUGGUACACUUUUUCUUAGUGUUUUUCUCGCUUACCUCAAAUGCAAUAAAAAGUUAUCAAAAUUUUAA
This is a messenger RNA of Plectropomus leopardus (leopard coralgrouper), 3888 nucleotides long. RefSeq names its product poly (ADP-ribose) polymerase 1 (gene parp1). Gene Ontology annotation, cellular component: nucleus; nucleolus. Gene Ontology annotation, molecular function: NAD binding; NAD+ poly-ADP-ribosyltransferase activity; DNA binding. NCBI's taxonomy places the organism in Eukaryota, Metazoa, Chordata, Actinopteri, Perciformes, Serranidae. Gene Ontology annotation, biological process: double-strand break repair; protein poly-ADP-ribosylation. The record is from RefSeq and is a predicted model, not a curated record.